AGUACCGAAAAUAGCCAUAGUCUGGUCUCCUGUUGUUGUCCUCGAUAUAGAAACUAGUGACACAUAGCGGGUUUGUUCAGCUCGUUUUGUUACAGGAACCAUGUCAAGAGUGAAGACACUGACAGACAUGGGUGAUGGCUCUGUAAGUAAUCAUGCUCCUACAUCACCUGAUCCUACUAAGUUUCUAAAUAGUCCAAUAUCUUUAGAUUUUGACCCUUUACGCUUUGAAUUCAAGGAAGACAAUUUUGAAAGCUUCACCACCAGUGGAACUGCAGGUGAUGAGGCAAAACAGGAGGUUCAAAAAUAUGACAUAGAUCAGUCCACUUUAAAAGAUCAUGAUCAACAUGGUCUGAACACACAAAAUACACUAACUGAAACUCACAAUAGGUCACAAUUUUCAGUUACUAAGUCCAAAGAGAAUUCAUCACUUAAAAACAGAAAUGAAUGUGAUUCAUCAAGUGAUGAACAGCAAUUCUCCACUUCUGGAUCAGGUUCAGAAUCUGACAUAGACUCUCCAGACUUACAUUCAAAUGUGACUAAAACUAAACAUUUUCAAAAAGAGUCAAUAACUAAAAAGUAUCCUGAAGACUGGCUUACCACUCAAAGAACAGAAGAGAUGAUUCAGUGUGCAGACUUUGAUAAUAAAGAUGUCAAGUCACUUACAGGAACUAUGAUAACCACUUACACUGAGCCAGAUGAUUCUUUAGUCAAUACUAUCUUAAGAACUACCACAAAAACCACCACUUGCAUGGUUGAAGAUGGCUCAUAUGUACAGGAUGCUGAAAAAGAUUUGCCUACACAUAAUAACAUUGAUAGCAAAGAACACAGAGUAUUAAACUUACUUGAAAAUUGUCUUAGUGAUGACCAGAACACAUCAGUAGGUCUGUAUAAUGAAUCAUGUCCACAAGAAUACAAAAUAAUGACAUUAACAGAAGAUUUAAUACUUGAUAAGCAUAAUUUUGAACAUGCAAGCAAUACAAUUGACAAAUCUUUAACAAAUGAAACAGAGAAAAAAGACUAUAACCUAUAUUCAGAAACAGAUAUUGAGUAUGAUGUAACUCCAAGAGAAGCAGAAAUUGAGCAUAAUAAAACCCCAAAAGAAGUAGAGUUAGAUGAUGAUGUGACACUAAGAAAAGUAGAGACUGAGCAUGAUGUGACCCCAAAAGAAGUAGAGAUUGAACAUAAUAUAGUCUCAGAAGUAGAGACUGAGCAAAAUAUGACCCCAAAAGACUUAGAAUUAGAUGAUGAUGUUACACCAAGGACAAUAAAGAUUGAACAUGAUGUGAUCCCAAAAGAAGUAGAGUUAAACUAUGAUGUGACACCGAGAGAAGUAGAGAUUAUGCAUGAUGUGGUUCUAAGAGAUAUCAUGAUAGAAAAUGAUGUAUCCCCAGAUAAUGGGAAAACAGAAUACAGUGUAAUCUCAGAUGAAAUAGAGACUGAUCAUGCUGAGAUGUCAAAACAUACAGAGAUCAUAGAAGGAAAGAAACUUUGUUCUAAUAAUAUCCAAGAUGAGAAAAUUGUAAAAUCUAACAACAUUCCCAACCUGAAGCAUGAAGAUAGAGUAUCCAAGGAGCAUGAUGUAGUGCAUGGAGAGCAUGUGAAGUCAGGUUCCCCUGUCUCUGAUGUAAGUGUGUCUAUGUAG
Messenger RNA from Limulus polyphemus (Atlantic horseshoe crab), 1642 nucleotides. RefSeq lists its product as uncharacterized. NCBI's taxonomy places the organism in Eukaryota, Metazoa, Arthropoda, Merostomata, Xiphosura, Limulidae. The transcript is spliced from 2 exons. The coding region runs from base 101 to 1642 and encodes 513 amino acids. The record is from RefSeq and is a predicted model, not a curated record.